AUGCCCGCAGAACUUUCCUUCAGGGUGCAGCCCGCCGGGGAGAUAUACAAGCCAUGGACCAUUACUCGCCUUCACUUGCAGUCUACACAUAAGAAUGAGCCUUUCUUCUCACUGGUCUGCAGCUACUUUAUCACAUUUUUCCAGCUUCAACCAUCAGACUCAUUGAUCGCUCAUCACCAGCCGACUUGUCACCUCAUUUUCCUCGGACCCAUCAUCUGUACAUCAAGCAAGGUCUCUUUCAGAUCGAGCCGCUCAGGUUCUAGUCAGCAGUCAAGGCACCGAGACGCCAGCGGAAGACUCAACGAGGGCUCACAUUACGUCAAAACCUCAAGUAGUGAUCGAUCACGCGAAGUUCCCCAGGGCCGCAGCGGCUACAACCGAACCCGCGAACAUGGUCACGGUGUUUCACCGAAAGGCAGAUCCGGAUACAACUGA
This is a messenger RNA of Colletotrichum abscissum, 435 nucleotides long. RefSeq lists its product as uncharacterized. Lineage: Eukaryota; Fungi; Ascomycota; Sordariomycetes; Glomerellales; Glomerellaceae. The transcript is spliced from 3 exons. The record is from RefSeq and is a predicted model, not a curated record. The coding region runs from base 1 to 435 and encodes 144 amino acids.